Molecule: messenger RNA, 642 nt
Organism: Brugia malayi
Lineage: Eukaryota; Metazoa; Nematoda; Chromadorea; Rhabditida; Onchocercidae
Gene: Bma-ncap-1
Exons: 4
Coding region: 1-642 (213 amino acids)
Biological process (GO): endocytosis
Cellular component (GO): clathrin vesicle coat; membrane
Source: RefSeq, a predicted model, not a curated record
AUGGCUGAAGAAUAUGAAAGCGUUUGUCUGGUGAAGCCUGAAGUUUUCGUUUAUCGCAUACCACCUCUUACCAAUAACCGAGGAUAUAAAGCCGCAGAUUGGAAGCUAGAUGAACCAGAUUGGAGAGGACGUAUGCGAUUGGUAGCUAUUGGCAAUAAGUUGGAAUUACGAUUAGAAGAUAAAGUGUCUGGGCAGUUGUUUGCGAAAUGUCCAGUAGAUGAGUACCCAGGUCUCAGUAUCGAGCCUGUCCUCGACUCUUCACGGUAUUUCGUAGUUCGAUUAAAAAAUGACAACAGUCAAACAGCUUUUAUUGGUUUGGGAUUUGCUGACAGGAGUGAUUCAUUUGAUUUGAAUGUUGCGCUACAAGGACAUUUCAAAUACAUUGAAAGAAACGCAGAAUUCUGUAAAGAACAAAUGAACGAGGGACCAAAGUUGGAUCUUGGUUUCAAAAAAGGACAAACUAUAACUAUAAAUUUUGGGAAAAAGACAUCAACAAAUUCUCAACAGUCGAAGGCAUUAUUACCAAAUGCAAGCAACAAUUCUGGAAGCUUUCCAUUAUUACCUCCACCACCUUCAGCUUCGUCUCCUAUUACUCAGCGUUCACGCAAUAUUCCAGGCACGAAAGCGGAAUUCAAACCUUAA